UGUAGAAUCACAUUUUUACGAACAUUUACAACAAGAGUCCAAAACAGACGACCCCUACAGCUACCCGUAAUGGUUCGGCCCGGUCGUCAGGGCUGCACCGCGGUUGAAGAAGUUGGGCUGCAACACGCAGCGGGAGAAACGGGCGUCCUCCCAACUUCUGUCAGGAUUGUUGUUCGGCGGAGAAAAGUCCAUUUCUAGUCGGAACGAACACUACCGACCUGCUCCUGAAGACUUGAGACCCUUCGCCUCGUGUGAUGUGACGGCGCAAUAUGGGCGAGCUUCCCCGGAGCAGAUAAAACCGCGACGGACAGAGGAAGCAAGAGGAGACGCAGGCAUUCCAACAGAGAGAAAGCACCUCGGCCAUCAUGUCCAACUCGAUGAAGCAGGAGAGAACCAUUUGUGUUCUCCUCCCCAACAAAGACCAGCUGGACAUCACCUUCGGGCCUAAGACGUCGGGACAGGAUGUUUUAAAUCGAGUGGCGGAGCGUCUUGGAAUCAAACAGCUGCACUUUUUUGGCCUCACGGUGGUGAGGGACAAUGAGCACAUCUUUUUAGACUUGGAGGAGAAAAUCACUAAGUACUUUCCUAAGGAAUGGAUGCAGGAUUUUGGAAAGGGACUACUGAAGAGACCGCUGCCACUGGUGCUCUGCCUCAAAGUGCAGUACUACAUAGAAAACGGAAGACUCUUUUGUGAACGUAAGGCACGGCACCUCUACUACUCCGACUUGCGGGAGCGGGUGCUCCGCUCUGAAUGCCGGCAGCAGGAGGAGGUGUACUUCCAGCUGGCAGGUUACGCCCUGCAGGCCAGUCUCGGUGACCACCAUCUGCCCAGGGAGGGGAUGGAGGUCACGCCUUACUUCGAACCCAAGGAGUACUUCCCCCCUUGGAUUUUAUCUAAGCGUGGACCGGACUACCUCCUCUGCCAUGGGCCCAAGGUGCAUCAGGAGCUGUGGGGCAUGUCUACUCGGGAAGCCAUGCUGCUCUUCAUCAAGGAGGCCUGUCGACUGGAGGACGUGCCCGUCACGUUUUACAGACUGCAGAAGGACAAAAAGGCAGAGAAAGGAACGGCGUUACUCGGCCUGACCCUACGAGGAAUGCAAGUUUAUCAGGAGGUAAACAACAUGCGACAGAUGCUGUACAACUUCCCCUGGUCAAACGUGGGGCGUCUCACCUUCCUGGGCAAGAAAUUCGAGAUCCAGCCAGAUGGUUUGCCAUCAGCCAGGAAGCUGGUUUACUACACCGGGUCAUCGUUUCGCUCUCGCCACCUCCUCCUGCACCUGAGCAGCAGCCAUCGCCUCUACCUCAGCCUCCAGCCUGCCCUCAAACACAUACGCAAGCUGGAGGAGGGAGAAGAUAAAAAGCGUUACAGAGAGUCAUACAUUAGUGAUGACCUGGACAUGGACCCCCCCGGCAGCGAGAGCAGCCCGGGUCUGUCCCGACGCUCGACCAGCAGCUCCGGGAUUGAAGCCGAUGCCCGUCAACACAGCCUCUCCGCCGAGAUGGGCUCCAUGGAGGAGGAAGGUCAACGGCAAGCGGAGAAUUGUUUGGGCUCCGCGGCCAGCCGUGGCAGCGCCCGCACCUCUGGGUUCCACACGGGCCGCAGGGCUCGAAUAGAAGACGAGGGGUGGCAAGAGGAAGAGAUCAAAAGCGAUAUUGGAAGUCCAAAGGGGGUCCUCGUGGAUUCUCCUGAUGAGAUGUUCCAGUUGGCUGAUCUUCUGGAAGGAGUGUCAGUGGAUUGUUCAGAACUCUCCUCGGAGACUCUCGCGUCGGAAAACAAAGCAUGUCUCCCAGACAGUGACGGAGACCUCAAAAAAUUACGUAACAGGGAUACUUUAAAACAGAUGGUAAAAUAUAGGGCACAAGUUUGCGUGGACCGCCACAGUCAAAGCAUAGAUGACGUAAGUCUGUUUCCCCCUGCGGCAUCCCUGGGGACGACACUGCCGCCCGACUCCUCCCACAGCUACACCUGUGGCCUCCCGGGUGCCUCGACAAACACAAAGACCCCCGUUGAGCAAAGCGAUUACCCUCUUUUGCACUGUCAAGCCAAACCUUCCGGCUUUGGCCGCAGGGCCAGCAACUGCCUCUCUCUGGACAUGUUAAGUGACGAACGGUUCCUGGAAUUCAUACUUUGAAUACUCCCAACUCCGCCUUCUCUUCAUUCAUUCAUUCACAGUGCAGAUUAACGUCGAGGUUGCCAACACAUAUAUAACUUGUGGGGAGGAUAAAACGCGAUGAGUGCGUGUGUGUUUUUCAAUUUAAAUUGAUAAACGGAGCAUAUUUAUUAAUGUUGUACAUUGUGUACAUACUACUUGCACUAUUUUAUUACACUUCUAAUUAUGUAUUAUAUUUUAUAUUCAUGUUGUUCAAAUGUUUCUGAAAAAUCUGAACAGGUUUGAUGUCGGUGGCUUAAAGUUUUCAGUUAAAAGACGUUGACAUCAUUGCUAAUUUCCUUGUUUGAUUCAGCGGAAACUUCAGAAGCACUGUCCUGAUGUUUGUGCUCUUGCAUUUCUUGUUCUUUUAAAUAAUAUUUUUUAAUAUACUCUAUUUUUGUAUAGUGUGCUCUGUCAUGCUUUUCCUAUUAGUCUACUUGCUGAUGUGGAAAAUGUAACCUCUUUCCAGCUGGUAAUGUAUUCAUCCAAAGCUUCUCGGUUCCAUACUGUCCCCUCGUUGUUAUUACAUCAGAAAAGUAUUAUUUGUAGAGCACUGUUUCUGUACCAACUAGGUUUAUAAUUAAUCUGCAGUGUUUUUGUAUUAUGUAACUCAAAGACAUGAUCUUUUUCACUGUUUGGUAAAUGAUCAUUGGUAUGCAAAAUAACGUCUUUAGCCAAUAUAGUCAACCCUUUCUUCCAAUGCCAAUAAUGUAUGAACUGUCAGAAAUUUACAAGCGUUGUAUUACGAUGGUGAAAAUAAAUUUUAAAUUCCACUAAA
This is a messenger RNA of Gasterosteus aculeatus aculeatus (three-spined stickleback), 2928 nucleotides long. The record is from RefSeq and is a predicted model, not a curated record. NCBI's taxonomy places the organism in Eukaryota, Metazoa, Chordata, Actinopteri, Perciformes, Gasterosteidae.